Molecule: messenger RNA, 1896 nt
Organism: Hyalella azteca
Lineage: Eukaryota; Metazoa; Arthropoda; Malacostraca; Amphipoda; Hyalellidae
Gene: RpL22
Product: 60S ribosomal protein L22
Exons: 4
Coding region: 73-1878 (601 amino acids)
Biological process (GO): cytoplasmic translation
Cellular component (GO): ribosome
Molecular function (GO): structural constituent of ribosome; RNA binding
Source: RefSeq, a predicted model, not a curated record
AGUCACCAACUGCACGAUCGCUGUCUGGCAGCAGUGUGUCGAAUGUUUUCGGUCCCGUUGAUGAACUGAAAUAUGCCUGGUGAGACCAAGUCUGCCUCAGGCAAACCAGCUGCCAAGGCUGGAGACAAAACCAAGGCAGCUCCUAAAAAACCUGCAGCAAAAGAUGCAAAGCCAGCAGCCAAGGAUGCCAAGCCUGCUGCUGCCAAGGACCCCAAGCCCGCUGCUGCCAAGGAGGCCAAGCCUGCUGCUGCUAAGGAUGCCAAGCCUGCUGUAGCCAAGGAUGCCAAGCCUGCAGCAAAAGAUAACAAGCCUGCGGCCAAGGAUAACAAGCCCACGCCCAAGGAUACCAAGCCUGCGGCCAAAGAUGCCAAGCCUGCAGCCAAGGAUGCCAAGCCUGCUGCUAAGGAUGCCAAGCCUGCAGCCAAGGAUGCCAAGCCUGCAGCCAAAGAUGCCAAGCCUGCAGCAAAGGAUGCCAAGCCUGCAGCCAAGGAUGCCAAGCCUGCAGCCAAGGAUGCCAAGCCUGCUGCUAAGGAUGCCAAGCCUGCUGCUAAGGAUGGCAAGCCUGCAGCCAAGGAUGCCAAACCUGCAGCCAAGGAUGCCAAACCUGCAGCCAAGGAUACCAAGAAUGCCAAGCCUGCAGCUAAGGAUGCCAAGCCCGCAGCUAAGGAUGCCAAGCCUGCGGCUAAGGAUGGCAAGCCUGCAGCAAAAGAUGCUAAGAAUGCCAAGCCUGCAGCUAAGGAUGCCAAGCCUGCUGCUAAGGAUGCCAAGCCUGCUGCCAAGGAUGCCAAGCCUGCUGCCAAGUCUGCAGCUAAGGAUGCCAAGCCUACAGCCAAGGAUGCCAAGCCUGCAGGUAAGGCAGCUACCAAGGAUGCCAAGCCUGCCUCUGCUAAAGCUGCUCCUGUUAAGGAAGCCAAAAUCGAAAAGAAGAGUAAGCCAGCCGAAGUGAAGGCUGAAAAGCCUGCUGAGAAGUCUGCAAAGAAAGCUGAAAAGCCCUCUGCUGACAAAAAGGCUGACAAACCCACUGCCAAGAAAGGUGAUAAGUCAGCUGAAAAGGUUGAUAAGCCAGCUGCUGCCAAGAAGACUGAGAAGCCUGUUGCCAAGAAGGCUGAGAAGCCUGCAGGUGACAAGAAGACUGAGAAGCCUGCUGCCAAGAAGGCUGAGAAGCCUGCAGGUGACAAGAAGACUGAGAAGCCUGCUGCCAAGAAGGCAGAGAAGCCGGCUGGUGACAAGAAGGCUGAGAAGCCUGCAAAGAGUGAGAAAGCUCCUGCUAAGGAAGGCAAGGCAGGUGCUCAGAAGAGACCAACAUCCGGUGAAGAAAAACCUGCCAAGAAAGUUGCCAAGACAGAAAAGGCUGCAGAGAAGCCUGCUAAGGCUGUCAGUGUGGCUAAGAAGGAGAAUGCUCCUGCCAAAGGAAUUGCUAAGAAGCCUGUUCCCAAGACCACAGCGGCCAAGCCAGGUGUUGCUGCUGGUUUGAAGACUUCCAAGAAGGACAAAGAUAGCAAACUCAAAGUCCCUAAGAAGAAGAAGAAAAUUGUCAAGUACUACAUUGACUGCAAACAGCCUGUAGAAGAUGGCAUCAUGACCAUCACUGAUUUUGAGCCUUUCCUGACCCAGAAGUUCAAGGUGCAUCACAGACUGAAUAACCUGGGCAAGACAGUGUCCAUUGAGGCUGGCAAGACAAAAAUAACAAUCACGGCUGUUGACUACCAUUAUUCUAAGAAGUACCUAAAGUACCUAACCAAGAAGUACUUGAAAAAGAAUAACCUGCGGGAUUGGCUGCGCGUGGUUGCUCCUUCUGCAAACAAGGACACUUAUGAGCUCAGAUAUUUCAACAUCAACAAUGAUGAUGAUGAAGAAGAGGAAGAUGGCGAUGAAUAAAUCUCCUCUCUGAUCAUG